Messenger RNA from Ipomoea nil (Japanese morning glory), 343 nucleotides. Its product is annotated as putative SWI/SNF-related matrix-associated actin-dependent regulator of chromatin subfamily A member 3-like 3. Gene Ontology annotation, molecular function: ATP binding; ATP-dependent chromatin remodeler activity. The record is from RefSeq and is a predicted model, not a curated record. Lineage: Eukaryota; Viridiplantae; Streptophyta; Magnoliopsida; Solanales; Convolvulaceae. The coding region runs from base 24 to 305 and encodes 93 amino acids. The transcript is spliced from 3 exons.
GUGGUUUCUGCAGAUCUUUGCAGAUGCUAUGGGCCUGGGAAACUGAUGUGGAGAGUAGCAUAUUCCAUGAAGUUGAUUGGCAUCGAAUUGUACUGGAUGAAGCACACACCAUAAAAUCCUGGAGAACUAUGAGUGCUAAGGCUGCAUUUACAUUGUCUGCACAUUGCAGGUGGUGUCUCACUGGUACUCCACUUCAGAAUAAUUUGCAAGAUCUUUACAGCCUUCUGUGUUUCUUGCAUGUUGAGCCAUGGUGCAAUUGGGCAUGGUAUGUCUUAUAUAUUACUAACUGUAUAUAUACAUGCUAAUAAGUUUAACUGAACUAGAUUACUUAAAUGUUUGCUAU